AUGGUGAAAUUUUCAAAUUUAAUAGGCACUCUGUUCAGUAAAAGUGCAGCAUCGAAGCUAGAGACCGAUGCUGCUCCAUUGCCGCCCCGACGAAAGGCCGAUGCGUACGGGGACGAAACUAUGGCUCACACCAACACUCCUGCUGCUGCUGCUGCUACGCAAAAUGGGAAUUUCCCAAAUGGUGUGCAGGUUGUGCCAGGAAUGGAAAACUUAGCACUUGUUCCGGGCGGAUCGUCACAGUCGUUAGAACCAGUUGCGGGGGAGCAUCACACAGCGACACCGCAGACGGUGGUGAACAAUGUGCAGCACAACACGCUCACAGCCCCCCAAACCUCCAUCUCCAACACAACUGGAAUGCAGGUGUAUCAGAUAAGGAACGCGAGCAAUCUACACAUCGGAAACAGCUACACGUUUAAUACUGCGGCCGUGGUGGACGAAGGUGCUUCCACGAGCGGAUCGUUGCCGGGUGCCGGAUCCGCCGUGAAGUGGGCCAACUUGCGACUGUCGAACACUAUUUCGCAAAUGAUGCAGAGCCAGGACGAGGUGGACACGGAGCUGCUUGAUACGGUGUCGCGCCACUUGGGCUAUGAAUGGAAAAGCUUCGCCCGUAGGCUUGAAUACUCGGAGGGGCAAAUCGAUGCCUUUGAAGCGGACAACUCCACACUGGCUGAGCAAAUAUACAGCUUUAUGUUAGACUGGACCCGCAACGAUGAUGAUCCUACACUUGGCCGUCUUGUGACGUUGUUGUGGAACAACAAACACAAGGAAACAGUAUACUACAUUAAACAGGUGUGGAAAAAACGAAAAGAAGAUAAAAAUUCUCCCGAGCGGAGUAGUUAGCAUAAUCGCAUACCUCUAUAGUGAAACGCAUUAUACACGGGUGUGUACCGAACAUACCCGAUACCUUUUCUUAUUCUCAUCAGUGGAUAUUGUGAUAUCGAACGUUAGAAAUGCUCGAAACAAAUUCAGAAGUGCCUUUUAACAAAUGAAACACAUUUGUCACAUUCCCACAUAUGAUAUAAAGUACAACUAGAAUGUAGGGAAAGCGAAACAUUUAUAAAACAAUCAUACCAAGUAUCUUGUAAAUAAAGUAUUUUAAAAUAGAA
This is a messenger RNA of Anopheles gambiae (African malaria mosquito), 1106 nucleotides long. It is a transcript of the gene imd, whose product is annotated as protein immune deficiency. Gene Ontology annotation, molecular function: protein binding. NCBI's taxonomy places the organism in Eukaryota, Metazoa, Arthropoda, Insecta, Diptera, Culicidae. The coding region runs from base 1 to 840 and encodes 279 amino acids. The record is from RefSeq and is a predicted model, not a curated record. The transcript has 2 exons. Gene Ontology annotation, biological process: signal transduction.